Dimorphilus gyrociliatus is the source of this 2176-nucleotide messenger RNA. Lineage: Eukaryota; Metazoa; Annelida; Polychaeta; Dinophilidae. The record is from the annotation of a GenBank genome assembly.
GUUUGUACGAAAUCCUUUGUUAUUAAUAAUAAAAUGUAAAUAAAGUGAUUAAGUUGAUUUGGUAAAAUAGAAGAGUAAAGAAAGAAACUGCGUUCAAUUACUCGAAAAAUUUCUUUUUUCUUUAGUUUUUUAGUAGAUGGAAGGGUAAAGUAUAAGUGAAAGAAGCCAUAAAAACGCUUUCUGCAACCCUUACCGAAAUAGUAAAAGUAGAGCAGAUAAUAGAAUUUUACGCGAUGGAACGCGGGCUAUUGAUGAGCUGUAGACAAAUCAAUAUACAUUAAUAAACUUUGAAAUUAGAUGAUGGAUGCUGUUUGUUGCACAGAACACGACAGCAGCAAAAAGGGGCAAUGAAGGAGGAUGAAGAGAGAAGAUGAAGUACAUUUACCCUCUCGUCCUAAUCGGGCAACUUCUAACUUACUUUCGUGACGGAGUGACCCUUUCGGACGAGAAGAAAUUAAUUAAAGAUUUAUUAAAAAAGUACUCGGAAGCCGGUAAAGUGGGUCGACCCGUCCAAAACACAAGUCAUACAAUAUCGGUGACAUAUGGAUUAGCGUUAAUUCAGUUAUUGGAUUUGGACGAGAAGAAUCAGAUCUUAACGACAAAUUGCUGGUCUAGAUACACAUGGUACGACAUAUUUCUUAAAUGGGAUCCAAAGGAGUAUAACGGCGUUGAAACAGUACGAAUUCCUUCAUCUGAUAUAUGGACACCUGAUAUAGUCUUAUACAACUACGCUGAUACCCGUCUGCGAGAACACCGUGACGCCUUUGUUGUCGUUUCUAGCACAGGUGGAAUCCUUUGGAUACCGCCCGCUAUUUAUAAAUCGUCCUGUGUAAUAGACAUAACCUACUUCCCAUUCGAUAGACAAACUUGUUGGAUGAAAUUCGGAAGUUGGACAUAUGACGGUUGGAAAUUAAAUAUAUCGUUCUAUAGUGAUUUGGAUGAAAUCGAUUUGAACGAUUAUAUACCGUCCAAUGAAUGGGAUGUUUUGAGCCACCGUGCCAAAAGAAAUGUUCGUUAUUAUCCGUGUUGUAAAGAACCGUAUCCGGAUUUAACGUUCAUUAUGGAACUUCAAAGAAAAGUGGCGUUUUAUAAUUACAUUCUAAUUUUACCCUGCGUACUGUUAUCAACACUUACUCUCGUCCUAUUUUGGUUACCGCCAGAAUCCCCUGCUAAAAUGGUGCUGGGUAUGAACAUAUUCGUUGCAUUCUUCGUCCUGCUUUUACUGUUAGCAGAAUCUACUCCUCCAGCUGCUUCUUCCAUUCCACUUAUAGGUGCAUACUACUGCCUCAACAUGAUAAUGAUAACACUAUCAACUUUCCUCUCUGUUAUCGUUAUAAAUCUAUACUUCCGAGGUGAUAAACGAAACCGCGUACCGCAAUGGUUAAAAAGGUUAAUGAUCGACAUAUUAGCGCGAAUCAUGUGUAUGCGUGGUGAAUUAGUAUCGGAAGAUGCACCGAAGAACCAGUCUAAGACUCCAGAAACGGUUCAUACUGUUAAAAUUGAUAAAAAAACUAAACGAAAAGUUAAGUGUCCUGAAAUGAAAUAUAACAAAUUUCAAAUGUAUGAACUGAAAGAAGGAUGCCCAAGUGGACUGUUGUCGAAUCAUAAUUCAACAUCAGCUCCAUCUAGAGGACAUUAUCAAGAGCAAGAUAGAUCUUGUUUUCAAGGACAAUCUGGUGUGGAGGCUGAUGUUAAGGAAAUUCGAAAGUAUUUAAAACAGAUGCUAUAUCGAAUACAGCAAAAAGAGGAAAAAGGCAAAAUUGCAUUGGAAUGGAGGAUUGUCGCCAUGGUACUCGAUCGGUUCUUCUUUUUUAUGUACUUGAUCGCUAUCGUUAUUUCGUUGGUGACCAUUUUCCCGAAGACUGCUUAAAUGUACGAUUCUUUUAUAUUACACAUUCAGGCUGAUUCGAACUGUAUUUUUCUUUAAUAAUUAUUAACACUAUAGGCUUAAUUAUAUUGAAUAUUUGUUAUUCAGGUAAAUUACACACACUUAUACAUAUGUAAAUGUAAAAUAACUUUUUGUUGGAUCUUUGGUUCUUUUCUUGCUUUAUGUUUUAACUUAAUUCAGUUUUUUUAUAUAAACCUGCAGUAUCACUUGCAUGUGAUUUGACCAGUUUUUUUCUCAACAGUUUUAAAAUAGGAGUUUCGGCAAUAAAAUUUUUUAAAGACAUUCCAA